AUGCCGACAUGUUUUCAGCACUUUUGUGCUGAAUGGCGGCGUGCUCGCCGGGUGGUGCUCCUACAUGCGCUGGAUUUAGAGACCAAGAGGGAGCUUGCGGCAGUGCUGGCGGGAGAUCAUGUAGUUGGCUGUGAUGGGCCAUUGGCAGAGAAGUUCGCCAUCGGAUUUUGGCACGCGGACUUUGAUGAAGCCAUUCCAGCGCGGAUGUGGCUGGCACAGAAUGGGGCACAGGCCAGUGGCAACACGGACGAGGUGGACACCAACGAUGGAGAUGUGCCACAAGACGACUUGCCUCCAACCAAGUCUCAGAAUACACGUGUGAAGUCAGGUGGACUCUCACAGGGUUUGCGCAGCUUCGCGCGGGGACCUGCCAAGAAAGGAGAAUUCGAUCGUGAAAGCACCGUUUCCUGGACGGUCACAUCGGUGAUGAGCAACAACAAUCCGCGCCCGUGGUUUGGUGCAAACCAACUGGUUCCUGCGGAGCAAGCCUUGCUAUUUCGCAACCCUGAGCAUCCCAUGGCCCACUUCCCGGACGAAUGUACCUUGGACACCACGGGUAUCGCCACGGGUAUCCAUGGGGGGGUCAUGGCUUGGGCUGAACAUGUCAUGUUUCGGAUAUGUUUCGGGAGCCGAGUCUUGGUCAGAUUGCAGAGUAUUGCAGGCAGCAAGGAUGAGUUCGUCCAGCUGAUGAAGAAGAGCUUGAUGGCCGAGCAGCUCUUUGCUGAAGGUGUUGGGCCCAAUCAAAAGAUCGAGGACAUCCCCAUCGCUGGUGUCCAAGAUGCUGAAGAUCUUUAUGAGGCCUUGCUGAUUCAUCAGCAGAUUUGCCGGCUGACCUUAGGUUCCAUGUUGCAGCUGGGGCGGACGAUGGAUGAUUUGGUGAAGAGGUGGAUGGUCUUGACCAAGUUCAGGCAACUCAUUGAGAGGGACACGGCGACCAUCAGCACCUUCAUUCAGACCUAUUUCUUGAGCCCCAAAGUGAAGCACAUCGACUCCAAUGAGAUCUACCACUUUUUCCGUGGAGGUCCAGGUCUGAGAGAUAUCAGCCCGGAAGAUGUCCUAUCCGCCCUAGAUGAGGAUGGCGAUGGAAAGGUGGAUCUGCAGGAGUGUCAAAGACAGCUGGGACUCAUUUCACCGCCUCGUCCCAGCUUAUUGGAGUUAGGCAGUCAGUUGGAGCUGAAACAUGGCCUGGGCCGUAGUGCCAUUAGCUCAGCGGUGGCUAACCCAGCAGCCCUCUUCGAGCACUUGUGCACUGUUGAGAAGGUGAGUCCUCCACCGGAAGACGUGGCGCGGCUCUUCCGGGCCUUGGCAGGGCCGAAGGGAAGCAAAGAGAUCAGCACUGAAAGCUUGUCUUACAUUCUGCGCCAGCCGCCCCUAGAUGUGCUUUGGGGAAUGGAAGUGCAUUUUGCACCUGCCUUAUAUGAUGCCUUGGCCUGUCGCAUGUUGACUGUGGAGCGCAGCCGACGCGGGGAUGCGAUCCUGCCUGGGGAGGCCUUUGUCCAGGGUGACGUUCCGGACAACGAUGAGCUGUCCCGGCGCUUCCAGUUUCUGUGGGACAGUUACGGCACCAAUCUGGUGGGUAGCGUCAAUCCACAACAAGCGGCAAAGUUCCGGGAACAUUGCUUCCUCAGAUAUCAGUCGCAUGCGGAGCAGAUCGCCAUGUGGAGAUCGAAUCACAGCGGAGAGCUGCGGCGGGGGCAACUGGUGGGUGUGCACAAGUCGCUGUUCCCGAGCAUUGGAGAUGUGAUUUUCACGGCAUCUUGUCGUUUGGUGGCAGGACAGACCUGUGUGGUCAGAUAUCGCCUGCAAGGUGCCUGUAGCUACUAUGGUCCCGGGCACACCGUGCUGAAGGACGAACGCGAGCCGGUGCCCUGGCCAGUGCCUCGGAAGGUCUUGGGAGACACGCCCUUCAUCGCCUUGGUUCCACCGGGCUUGAGCUACUGCGCCGCGGGAGGCGGUGGCUUCUACUUGGGACACCAAGCUUUCAACAACGUGGAUCCCAACCUGCGAGCGGAUUUGCCCAGGUGUUCAGAUGGACAGCCGCAGAUGUUGGGCCAUGUGGAGAUGUCAAUGCCUUCUUACAUCCGUUCCACCCGUGGCACGGGCAAAGCCGCAAAGAGCUCCGUCUUCGAACUGCGCCUCUUUUGCUCUUCGAAGCAGCGCAUCAUUGGAUGCAUUGGCGAGCCAGUGAGGUUGACUGUUUGGAACCAAACGCCACCUCCUCCGUUGGAAUCAUUGCAGCUGCGCUGUGAAGGGCGCAACGUCACUUUGAGAUGGAAUGCCUUGGAUCUGCUUGACUUGCCAAAGGAAAGCCUCGCGGACCAAGUGCGUGUGCUGGUGAAGACCGCCAGUAGUGAAGAGACCAUCGUGCUGAAGCCGGAGGUCACGGAGCACGAGUUCCACGAUCUGAUCCCAGACACGGACUACGAAUUCCGCGUGCGCGCGGAGAACGUGGCAGGAAGUAGCCGCGAUGUCAUUAGCCACUGUCGUAUCAAUGCGAGCUGCCCAGCACCUCAACAUUUGACGUGUGCAUACAUCGGCACAGCGCACGUGGAUUUGGAAUGGAUCAAACCCAGCAAGAUCGGGAACGAGGCGACCAAGGACGCUUAUCAGAUUCACACAGAGGUCAUCCAGAAAUAUGUGGCGACCCUGCGGGUGGUGGAGCAACAACCAGAACAAGAGAAAGGUGAGGAGAAAGGUGAGGAGAAGGAAGACAGUGAAGCCAGCUAUGGCACCGCCAGUUCUCCACGUUCCCUCCGCUCCAACACCAAGGACUUUGAGGUCCGCAGCAUGCGCUCCGAAAGCUCUUCACCGACCCGGGCGAUGCGCAAGCCCAAGGGCCUGUUCGCGAGGCAGGGCUCCACGAUGCAGGAUUAUUCCAAAGAUCGGCCUUGCACCUGGGAUCCUAACGCUUUGAGCGAGGACAAGGGCAAGAACAUGAUCCAGGCUGUGCUGUCUGGCUUGCGCCCCGACACUCGCUAUGUCCUCUCUGGCUUGUGCGCGGUGAAUUCGGUUGGCGCGGGGGCGUGCUGCCCGGUCUUGGAGUUUUGGACCAUCCCCUUGGUUCCACGGGUGGAACGAGUUCGUGUGCGUCAGGGCCAGGUGCUGAUUGCCCUGUCGGAGACUGGGGGUGCGUUCGUGCACGAGUAUGCGGUGUCCAUUUUGAAGGAGGGUUUGCCAGAGACAGAAGCCGUGACCUGGACCGUGCCUCAAAAAAAUAUCAUCUCGGAUGUGGAUGGAGACAAGGACAACCAGGUGGUGGCGACCUUGCCUGAGUUGCCACUGCCUUUUGCAGACAUGCCGGCGGCGGAAUCCAACCAGAAGCACCAUCUCAGAUUGCGCGCUUGCAAUGGUGGUGGCUGGUCUGAGUGGAGUCCCUUCAUCAGUACUGUGGCCAUCUCACGGCAACAAGGCGCCGACCUGGCCGAAGCCGCCAUCAUCGCAGCGAUCCAAGCGCCGGCCAUCGAAGAGUUGGAACAGGUGCUUCGAGCCAGCAAGGGCAUCGAGUUCCAGGAUUACAAGUACGUCCACGAAGCUCGCGCCUUGCUGCUGAGACUACGGGAAGUCAAGAAUGCCUUGGGCUUCGCGAUGAAAGCCAGAAAUCCAACUCAACUGCGAGAGGCCUUACAAGCGGCCAUGGACUCCAAGCUUCAAGGCAUCGACAAUGCCAUCACUCUUCUGGACAAGCUCGACCACGUGGUGGAGCGCUUGGACACCGCCAAAGGCCUCACACCACUGCGUGCGGCCAUUGAAGCGGCGGAAGCGGCCAGGUUGCCAGAGGAAAUUGUGGUGGUUGCGCGCCAGCGACUGCAAAACCGGGAGGCAGCGCAGAAGGGCCUGGAAGGAGCCAUCGAGGCAGCCAGGGUUCCGGAUCUCUUAGAAGCGCUGAAGGUGGCUGAAGGCAUGGACCUUCCAGCCGAGCCUGAAGCACGGGAAAGGGUGGAGUUGCUGGGACAGACGCAAGGGGCCCUGCAGAAGGCCAUGAGCACCAAAGUCAUCCCGGACCUGUCGGCAGCAUUAACCUUGGCGGGUAAAGCUGGGCUGAAGGAGCAUCAAAUGAUUCACGAGGCACGUGCCUUGUUGACCAAGCUCAUGAAUCGUCGGGAGAAUGUGAAGAAGGAACUGGAAAAAGCUAUGAAGUUUCGUCAUCCUGGGAAGCUGAAGAUGACGAUCAUGUCAGCACGUUUGGCACAAGUGAGCCUCAAGCGAAUCAUCGACGCAGAAAAUGUCCGGAAGUAUGUGGAAGAAUUGCUGGACGCCAUGUCUGCUGUAGCUGGUGUGGAGGAACGUGAGAGGACACUGCAAGCUGCAGUGGAUUACACAGUCCCUGCGGAGCUGUUGAAGAAGUUUGAGAUCGAGCUGGAAGAGUUGGUGAAUCUUCAUGCUGCGAUACGCCAGGGGGAUCCCGAGGUGUUGCGGGAGUGCAUCGAGAAGUGCGAAGAACUGGGCAUCAAAGUGGUCGAACUGCUAGAAGCGCGUGUUCUUUACAGGGACUGGGAAGCAGCCUGCGAAAAGGUCGAUUUGGAGGCGUCCCUGGAACGCGUGGAACAUCUUCGACAAGCCCUACGAGAUGCCAAGGACUUGGGGGUGAACGCCUUUGUCCUGACCAAGGGCACCGAGAACCUGAGACAUUUGGAGCAGCGAAUCAAGACGGAGCAGGAGCUCUCCGAUGCGGUACGCAUGAGAAAGAUGGAGGUUAUUGCUGCAGCCACAAAGUCGGCCUGUGAUGCCGGGGUCCAUGAUCAUCCGCUGAUCAGCAAAGCCCAUGGCCUCAUUGAGACGCUGUACAUGAAACGCAGCAAGGUCCAUGAAGCCACGGAACGUGCAGAGCUCCAUCUCAUGCACGAGACGAUGCAGCUGGCGGUGGAACCCCCUCCCUUGCCAGAGAGCGAGUCGAGCUACGGAUUCGCCCGGUUGCGUGCCCUGCGAAAGAAGGAGCAGAUCCAAGUGGUGUCAGGGCUACGUGCUGCGCAGGAAGCCAAAGAUUUCCGCACUGGCCUAGUUCUCUUGGACCGCAUUCAAUACGCAAAACGGGCCGAUGUUGAAGUUGAUCCUCAAUACUACUCGAACACCGAGUGGAUGACGAUCGCAGAAAGAGACCAGCAGGAGCAGUUUGAGAAGGACAUUCUGGAUGACAAGCCAGCAAGCAGAAUGCUGGCAGCUGUGGACAAGGCGAAUCCGCCAGAUCCUUUGGCGUGCUUCAUGCUGCCCAAUAGCACCAUUGUGGGUAGCAUGAAGGUCCUUUUCGAGCCGGCGGGGCAGCAGAUUUGCAUUCUCCCUCGUGAAGUGGUAGAAGCCACCCUGGUGGUGAAGUUGCAAGAUUUUUCCUCCGCGCGAGAGGGCGAAGCCAUCCUUCAGCAGUGCCUUGGGGUGAUUCGAAGACUCAUCGGAGAGGGAGAGGAGGUGCGGUGCUUGCGCGACGUGGAUUUGGUGACCCUGGACGCCGAAACGGAGAUGGAUGGGGUGAACUCGAGGAGAGCCACACUCCAACUGCCCAUUGCGAUUUACAUUCGUCGAAACCAUCGGGGAUUAGAGGUGGCUGAAGCGAUUUGUCGCCGGGGUCGUGUGGGUGCGGAUCUCUGGCAAUCCGUGCGGAUGCUACCGAACAGCAAAACGGGGCCCCUGGAACUGUGCACCAGGCCGGAUACCCUUUCGGAGAACUGCUCCAUGCAGCUCAGGAGGGAGGAAGCUGAUGAUGUUUCCUCGGCUUUGAGUAGCGAGCUGGCAGAUUCGCUGGUGAACAUCGCCAUGGAUCAAGCGCAAGGGUGGAAGCUGAAUUGCCGGCAGCUGGCAGACUACACCAGGUCGAUUCGCUCGCGGAUCUUGCGGACCAUCCAUUUGGAGUUCCAUUGGUCCUAUCCCAAGGGCAUUUUCGACUCGCUGGAUGCCAGCUGCAUCAUGUGCAACGAGGAGAAGGUCUUGGACAUUAUCGAUGGCCAUGGCUCACAGGCCAUGAAAUAUGCCGUUCCUGGCCUCGGACCUUACAGUCCCAGGCCGAGCUCGCACAACAAGAGCCUCAAGGGACGCGACCGUGAACAUCACGACGCUUCCAAGGCCAUGAUUUUACCGGUCUCUUGUCGCGAUGAGAUCAGUGAUCCCACUCUGCGGAAAGGCAAGCAAACCAUGGAAAUCCGGGUCGACCUUCUUCCACCCAGCGUCAGCGAUUUGCUUUUCGUCAUUUCGCCCACCAACUCCAGAGAUUUGUCGAAGUUCACCAACCUCAGGAGCGUCGUGGUGGAUGCGGACUCCGAGGGCUCGGAAAUUCUGGCGGACAACGAGGUCAACUACCAAGCCAAGUUUGGAGAUGAGUGUGCGGUGUUGAUCAGCAUUUAUCGCUUGGAAGAUGAGCUGUGGCACGUGAACAAGAUCAAUUCCUUUGGUCAUGGGAGCCAUCGUGACUACAGGACGGUGAUGAAGAAAAUCCUGGAGCUGGGCUAUCCACGACAUCCAGCCAUGCGGAACCUUGUUCCACCAGUGCUGGACCGAAUCCAGGAAGAACUCAACAUCUCCCAUCCUGUGAAAGAGACCAGAGUGCAUUUGACGGAGAAACAUGCUUUGGAGAUGGGCUACGCUGUGGAGUUAUCCGCCAACCAAAAAGCCAUGACCACAGAGUUUCUACAGAUCUUAGCAUCGCACGCCUUUCCACAGGCCAUCUCUGAGACCCUGUGGCUCUCCUCGGCGCGACGGAUGGAUCAGAAACAGCUCUCCAUCAACGAGGCCAUUUUUGGGGAUGCCUGGCGGUUGCGCUUCGAGUUUGGCUGGACCUUUCCUCCAGAGCAGGAGGAGGAAGACGAUCCCACACCUUUCUUUCUGGAUGCUGCCUGCGUGAUUUUUGAAGGUCAAGCUCUCCGCGAACUGGUGGAUUAUCGUGGCGCGCAUGGCGUACGAUGGGUGAUGAAUGGAGUGUUAGACUAUCGUGGCUACUGGGUGGGGCAGAUCCCCAUUGGCGAUGCGACGGGCGGAGCCGUAAAGCAUGUUGGGGGCGACUUCAACUACACGGCGCGUGAAGGCAAAACAUCUAUGGAGGUACAAUUCAACGAGAUUCCCUUGGGCGUCACGGACAUGUUCUUCGUUCUCUCCAGCCACUCUCUUCCGAUUUCGCCCUUCAGUGAUAUCACCAUGCAGGUGAAGGACUCGACCCACAAGGACCACAACAUCUCCGAUGUCUUCGAGCUGACACCCUCCACGGAGAAAGACACGGCGCUGAUCGCGUGUCGCUGCAGCCGCUCCAUGGAACGGACCCAGUGGGGUGAAGGCAUUUGGAAUCUGGAGAUGUUAAGUUCAUCCAGUGGGGGACAGGCGAUGGACUAUCGCCCAGUCUUGCAGACGCUCUAUGCCAUCCAGGCAUCCACGCAAAAGUCAAGGCAGGUGCAGUGGCCCUACAAGGGCGGUUUCAACGGUUCCAAGGGAAGGGAGGACCCAAGGAGUCUCAUCAGAGACAACACUGUGAGGUGA
This is a messenger RNA of Cladocopium goreaui, 7452 nucleotides long. NCBI's taxonomy places the organism in Eukaryota, Dinophyceae, Suessiales, Symbiodiniaceae. The record is from the annotation of a GenBank genome assembly.